Molecule: messenger RNA, 1458 nt
Organism: Chondrus crispus (carragheen)
Lineage: Eukaryota; Rhodophyta; Florideophyceae; Gigartinales; Gigartinaceae
Exons: 4
Coding region: 1-1320 (439 amino acids)
Biological process (GO): RNA processing
Cellular component (GO): nucleus
Molecular function (GO): RNA-3'-phosphate cyclase activity
Source: RefSeq, a predicted model, not a curated record
AUGACGUGCGUAGAGAAUACAUACGUACAGUUAAUCACGCCACCGUCGACACCGUCCCAACGCAGCAAGACACCACCCGCAUCUCACCCAACCACCCCUUUUCUACCCCCUCAUUCCCUCGUCUUCGCUUCUCCUUGCCCCACACCUAUGUCCUCUCCCUCUCGCAAGCGCCACAAAACAAUGUCCUCCUCCGCCUCCGAACCCAUCCCGUCCGAACCCGUCCCCUCGUAUGUCGUCCCCGACCUUGUAAUCGACGGUUCAAGCGGCGAAGGCGGCGGCCAGGUGCUACGUCUAUCUCUCUCCCUCGCAGCAAUCCUCUCCCGCCACGUCCGAGUCACGGACAUUCGCGGCAACCGCCUCGUCCCCGGUCUGCAGGCCCAGCACGUGGCCGCCGUCAACCUCGUCGCCGACGUCUCCAACGCCUCCCUGGUUGACGCUUGCGAAGGCUCCCAGGCAAUCGAACUCCUCACGCCACGCCCACGCACUGAUCCUGCACACCUCCCCUUCCUCGCUGCCGUGUCCACGGCGGGCGCCACAGCCCUCGUUUUGCAGGCUGCCCUCCCGCCCGCGCUAAAGUUUCUGCCCGGAGGAAGUACUGUCGCCAUGAGAUUGACAGGCGGCACCACGGCCAUGUAUGCCCCGCCUAGCGAUUACGUGCAGAAAGUCCUCGUGCCCAACUUGAGGUUGUUUGGAGUUGAUCUGAGAUUCGACGUAGUGAAGCACGGAUUUUUUCCUAGGGGAGGUGGACAGAUUGAUGUCUCGUUUGAUAAGAAGGGGUGCCAGGCUGUCGAGGGGAAGGAUGCGGUGUGCGUGCUGAAUCCGAUUGAGUUGACGGAAAAGGGGACUCUGCUUUCCAUUGAGGGGGAGCUAGUCGUGUCGGGGUAUGAUUAUGUCGUGAGUGGCGUUGUCGAAGAAAUGGCCUUAGCGGCCGUGAAGGAAAUCACGUCACAGCUUGGAUAUGUUAAAGUUACCGCCCCGUUUAGGCGCAGGCAUAUUACUAUCAAAGAGGUCAGCAAGACGAGCACGUCGGGCAAAUGUCUGUGCUUGACGUUAUUUGCCCGGUUUUCAAACGGCUCCGUUAUGGGGUCCAACGUCUUGUGGUCGGAACAGCAAGCGGCUCAGCGCAAGGAUUGGGCAAUGCUGAAGAAAUCGCGCAGAAUGACUUAUAAAGACAAGCUCAGGUUUUGGAGAGAGUCCGUGUCGAGUGCGGCUACUGAAGCCGCCAAAAGGCUUUGCGAUACGAUUGGUACGGAGGCAGCUGUAGAUGAGUAUAUGGCUGACCAGCUGGUCGAUCCAGCUGGAAACGAGAUUGGACAAUGAUUUUGUCGUCGUUUGUGAAGGGAUGGGAAUCGAGCUAGUUAGGUAGUGUUUCGCUAGGACUAUGAAACGGACACACAGGUUGUGGUCUGACGACCUCAUUUUGUAAAUAGUAACAGCCGCGUUAGAGUGAUAAUUCUC